AUGAAUCCGGAUGAGGACGGAGGCGAAUCACCUUGUAAAGUAGACGUUGAGUACGAAUGGCUACCACAGAAGUGCAACAGUUGUAUGACAUUGGGACACUCUGCUAAAGAUUGUGUUCUCAACAAACCAAAACCAGUUAAACCACCGAUCGCGGUAUAUGUACCCAAAGUGGGGAUGCUGCAAGAACCAACAAGGCCUGAACGGAAUCGGAACCACCCUAGGGAGGAUGAUGAUACUACUAAUAUACCAUCCCGGCCACCACAUAUGCCUUAUCGGAAUAAGAGUAGACCACCACCAGCUUCAGUGGUAGAAAAGCAGAGGGAGGGACGUGAGUACACUAGAGAUACAACCGGCCCAAGUCGUGAGGAGAGGGCUCAAAUUCAAUCUUUUCUCUUACCCCAAUGGAAAUGGUAUGUGGAUUAUGGAUCUUCUGGUAAUCGCGUGUGGAUUGCAUGGAAUGAUAGUUUUAUUGAUGUUGCUGUGGUUGAAUGUGGAACACAAUUUAUACAUUGUCUUGUUACUAUCCGUGCAAUACAUGAGUCAAUUGUUGUUACUGUCGUUUAUGGAGCUAUUAAGGUGGUUGAUAGGAGAGAAUUAUGGAAUGCCCUGGAAAAUUUAGCUAUACAGUGUGCUGAUAUCCCAUGGUUGAUUGGAGGGGACUUUAAUGCAGUUCGCGACCUCAGCGAAGUAUGUGGCACAUCAGGGGAUAUCCGAACAGCUAUGGAAGACUUUAAUGCAGCCAUUCAGAAUACAGGACUACUACCACUACCCAUGCAGGGAGAGUGGUACACAUGGCACAACCACAGUGCGACACCACGGAACCUCUGGAAAAGAUUGGACCGCAUGUUGAUAAAUGAUAGAUGGAUGGCACGGUUCCCUAACACAUUCUACUCGGUCCUUACACCACGCACUUCAGACCACUCACCGAUGGUAUUAUAUGGGGACCGACAGCAGCAAUAUGGAGGUAUGUUCCGAUUUGAUAACUACCUCGCUCGUUCACCUGAGUUUAUUCCUAGUGUGCAGAAUAUAUGGCAACAUAAUAUUAUUGGGACGCCUGUGUAUGCUGUGACACGCAAACUCAAAGCAUUGAAACCAAUCUUCCAAGAGCAAAGGCGGAAUAAAAGGGACCUAUCGCACAAUGUCCAAAUGGCGAAAGGGUUUCUUGAAGCAGCACAACUACUAGUAAGCUCAAGCAGGCGAGAUGAGCUAUAG
Molecule: messenger RNA, 1212 nt
Organism: Sesamum indicum (sesame)
Lineage: Eukaryota; Viridiplantae; Streptophyta; Magnoliopsida; Lamiales; Pedaliaceae
Source: RefSeq, a predicted model, not a curated record